GGGAAAGCUAUUCGAAAUAAUGUCAACAGAGACAUUAACUCCGUAGAGGAGCGAGAUGCUACUUUUCAGGUUGUGCAGACUGAAAUUAUGGCUGGCUUGUACCACAGCUUGAAGUUACCAAACAAAGAAAGACACAAGUAUUGCCCAAACAAUUCUUGGUGCAGGUACAAGAAGAAAAUUCCUUGCCCUGAUAAGCCUCACCACUUAGAUCCGGUGUUUGAAAAGUACUUGUGUCCAAUUUAUGAGAGGCUCAGUGAUCCUGCCCUUAUUUCACACUGUCUUCCUGGGUUUACUCAAAAUAAAUAUGAGUCUAUCAAUUCAUUAGUGUGGAUUAGAUGCCCAAAACAUAAAUGGCAUGGAAGGAAAAGAAUUCUUUUGGCAACAGCAUCAGCUACCCUUCAAUUUAGUGCAGGAGCAACGGCAAAGCAUGAGGUGAUGGCAAGGGCAUGGCUUGCUGUUAGGGGCCACACCAGGAAAGAGAGCACUAGAAGAGACUCUGAGCGAAUUAAAAAGGCUGAAAAAAGGAUCCAGGAUCAACAUAAGAAAUACAGAGUUGCUCGAAGACAAGCAAAACAAAGAGAUGAGGAGCAGCGGAGACAAAAAGAGGGCACAACGUACAGUGCUGGUGCUUUCAACGAACUCACUGUUACUACAGCACCAGCGAAAAAGAGAAAAAAAUAA
Molecule: messenger RNA, 681 nt
Organism: Pocillopora meandrina
Lineage: Eukaryota; Metazoa; Cnidaria; Anthozoa; Scleractinia; Pocilloporidae
Source: the annotation of a GenBank genome assembly